Molecule: messenger RNA, 3478 nt
Organism: Fundulus heteroclitus (mummichog)
Lineage: Eukaryota; Metazoa; Chordata; Actinopteri; Cyprinodontiformes; Fundulidae
Product: beta-1,3-N-acetylglucosaminyltransferase lunatic fringe
Exons: 8
Coding region: 185-1231 (348 amino acids)
Biological process (GO): regulation of Notch signaling pathway; pattern specification process
Cellular component (GO): Golgi membrane
Molecular function (GO): O-fucosylpeptide 3-beta-N-acetylglucosaminyltransferase activity
Source: RefSeq, a predicted model, not a curated record
UGGUUGAGCUCCAAAUCAUAUCCAAGAGGCGCAACCUCGGGACGCGCAGUCCCGGACGAUGACAGCAACGCGUUGAGCUCAUGUGACAAGUCCACGCAUUCCUGUAACAUUCAAAUAAAAGGCAGACAAAGUUUCGUUCCUUCCUAACCAAGCAUGAAGCCGUAAAACUUUCCACGCGGACAGAAUGUGGAAACCCACGGGGGGGCUCUCCCUCAGCUCCGCGGGACUGCGCGCCGCUGCCGCCGGGGUCACCUGCCUGCUGCUGACCGGCGUCCUGCUGCUGCUGACCGGCGCGCACCCGAAGGAGCCCCCGGCAGCGCGGCCAGGCUCCACGGCGUUCUCCGCGUAUAUCAGGACACUGGCCCGGGAGAGGAGAGCGGUAAGCGGGCCGCCGCGGAGCAGCGCGCCCCCCGGACCGGUGGAGCAGCUGUCCCCGGCGGACCUGUUCAUAGCGGUGAAAAGCACCGGGAGGUACCACCGGCUGAGGCUGGAGCUGCUCCUGGACACCUGGAUCUCCAGGAACCUGCCACAGACAUACGUGUUCACUGAUGGAGAGGAUGAAAGGCUGAGGAAGAGGAUGGGAACUCAUCUGAUCAACACCAACUGCUCGGCGGCCCACACCCGUCAGGCCCUGUCCUGUAAAAUGGCCCUGGAGUACGACACGUUUCUAAGCUCUGGAAAAAAGUGGUUCUGUCACGUCGAUGACGAUAACUACCUGAACGUGGGCUCCCUCCUAAAGCUCCUGUCUCAGUACAGCCACACGCAGGACGUUUACAUCGGCCGGCCCAGCCUCGAAAGGCCAAUCGAGGCCACAGAGACUCUAAGCAUGACUGAAAUGAAACGAGUCCGGUUCUGGUUCGCCACAGGAGGAGCCGGGUUCUGUCUGAGCAGGGGCCUUGCUCUAAAGAUGAAGCCCUGGGCCAGCGAAGGCGCCUUCAUGGCCACGGCUGAGCACAUCCGCCUGCCUGACGACUGCACCGUCGGUUACAUUGUGGAGGCGCAGCUGGGAGCGAGCCUCACCCGCUCAGCGUUGUUUCACUCCCACCUGGAGAACCUGGGCGUGGUGUCGGACAUACACAGCCAGGUUACUCUCAGCUAUGGCACUGUGGAAAACAGCAGGAACACUGUUAACGUGAAAGGACCGUUUUCCUUGAAAGAAGACCCCACCAGAUUCAGAUCUGUCCAUUGUCUGUUGUACCCAGACACGUCUUGGUGCCCCAGCCCCUGGUGACCUUUACUCCCAUCUAGAGACAAGAGAGGGAGCAAUGAACCGAUGGUCCCGGAGCAGAUUGUUGGUGCACGCUAACCUGCUCUGACAGGCAACAACAGGAAAUGUUUCCCACCCAUUCUGCAACAGUCCUCUUGAUCGAGCGACCGCAUUAGUUUGAACCUUGCACUCGGACUCUUUAAAGUGUCAGUCUGUGUCAAAAGGGCUAAAGACCAAGCCAGUGGUGGUUAAUCCCUUGUGUCUGAGUUAAAGAAAAACAGAGAGAAACUGUUGUGGUCCAGAAGAGAAGAGUCAAUUUGGCCUCGGGGGGGGGUGACGUUGUAAGUGCCGUCAAGUUGGGAGUAAAAAUGCAUCAGCUUUCAUUACCUGAGCGCUGCAUGCAGACAGAAACGGAGCUAAGAGAAACCCUGAACGCGCUCACUUUUCUUUUGUUUUUCAUGUGAAGAACCAGUUUGUGACUUUUUACAAAUAGGUGUCAAAGCUCAGCGUUUAAAUGAACCCUUAACCCCAAAGUGCAUCUUUAUGCUGAUGAUCAACGCCUUCAUUUCAGUUUUUUUUUUUUUUUUUUUGGUGUUCAGUUAAACCCAAAAUUAUUCAUACUCAAGGUAGAUUUAGGUUUAAAGUAACGUUUUCACUUUACCAACAUGUUUCUUCUGAUUGGACGUUUUGUGUAUGUUUUGGAGUGGUGCUAGAUUCUGUCGGGGUAGCUAAAGAUUAGGGUGAUGGCAAUAAUGCCUUCCAGCCUCAAAAAAGGCAAAACUCAUCAUCGAAGCUAGAAAAUCAAAACGCCGAUGCAAACAUGCAAAAAGCUGGUCAGCAAUUAGAGGAAGAGUUUAAGUGUAAUGCCAAUAAAUGUUUUUAAUUUACUUCUAGAAUAAUUAUACAAAUAAUGCAAUAUCAUUAAAUAAAUAGUACAAUUUCCUACACAACAUUUUUAUUACAAUAUUUUUUUUCCCCAAAUGGAUUUUACAAGAUUUCAAAUCUAAAAAUACCAGAGGUGUGAAUAGUUUAGGCCUAAUUAUAUGUCUGUGGCAGUGUUACAGUGUUUCUUCCCCAGGCUGUGUCUCUGAUGAACACAUUGAACACCUCACAGCCAGAGUGGUCAGCUACACUGCUGUGGAACAAAAUAAGCAUAUUUGCACUAUCACACACUCCCUUUUUUUCCUUAACAUAUUAUAAAAUGGACAUAGGCACAUGUACAUUCUACUGUUUAUAUAUUUAUAGCUAACGUCUACACUGUGAGCACUGUAGCCAAAGUCAGAUUCCUUGAUUGUGCAGUCAAGGCCAAUAAAGCUGAUUUUGAUGUCAGGCCACAGAUACUAUCGCGUUUGGAGGCUUCUUGUGUGAUUGAACAUGUUUCUAAAAAGAAGCUGUUUUCACAAGGAACAUUUUAGAAAUUAUAAAUAGUAAGCUUUUUUUAUAUAUAUAUCUCACCUUUCAUGCUGACGAGGAAUCAUCUUCUUUGCAGUAGCUGUUUUACAUCCUUUCGUUGUCAAGUUGCUUCUCUUUUAAAUUCUUGUUAAUUAUGACAACAUAUCAAGUCCUAAAUUGGGCCUGUGAUGCUUUUCGACACAACCUUGCUCCUUUUUAGCAUCCUCUGUAAUUCCUCUGUUGUAAAAACGGUUUCUUUAAGGGUGAGAGAAAGGAGCCUUUUCAGCCUCAUCGCUGAGUGUUCAUCAGAUCUCUAAACAAAGGACUGUCGAAGAAGUGAGGAAAUCUAGUAGUCACAUGCUAGUUAAAGAAAAACUCACCUUUUAACCCCAUGCUGAACAGUAUUAACCUCUUUUUAAUGUAUAUAACAGAACUGAGCACUUUGACGGUUUCUUUCUGACAGCAGAGAAAUAAGCAUAGUGUGACAUUUUCAUAGAUCAGCCUUUUUUCAGGGCAUUUAAUAACCAUUACUGUAAACAGACUGUUUCUGUCCUCUCCUCAACAAAGCUAAAGAGCGCUAACCUGGAGUCCCUGAAUGUCAUGUAUUUUUCUGUAAACUAAAUUUCUAACAAUUCCAGUAAAAUCUUGGUGGCCCUCGCCCGUUUUAAUCCGGGUAAAUUGAUGAAUUGUGAUCAGAGCGACGUUUGGACUGCUCCUAAUGUGCCGCGGCAGUCCAGCCCGAAGGUAACUCAUGUUGAGUUGGAUCUCGUCUUCCUGUGCAUCGGUCCACAGUUUGUGUCCCGCUGUGCUCCGUGCUCUCUCCAGUAUCUGGAUUGUAUGUAGACAAUAUGGUAAUAAAAAAAAACUAUUAUGAAGAAA